Messenger RNA from Symphalangus syndactylus (siamang), 8332 nucleotides. RefSeq names its product cell adhesion molecule L1 like (gene CHL1). The record is from RefSeq and is a predicted model, not a curated record. Gene Ontology annotation, cellular component: neuron projection. NCBI's taxonomy places the organism in Eukaryota, Metazoa, Chordata, Mammalia, Primates, Hylobatidae. Gene Ontology annotation, molecular function: protein binding.
UUCCAGCCUCUCCCACCCCAUCCCUCGUUACUCUCUGAAGAGGAUUCCAGAUCCUCUAUAGAUUCCCGUCCUCUCUCAGGUGGGGGUCCGAGGUCUAGCUAGUUUGGGGGUCAGUCCUGGCCUCUCUCUCCCACCACGCCCCUCACUCCCCUGGACACCUCCUAGUGUGUGGGGCUCGGAUCCCCUCCUAAUCCACUGCCCCUGUCUGGCUCCUACUCUCAGGAGAGGAUUCUAGAUCCCAGGGGGGUUCCGAAAAUGCCGCCAGCCUGGAAGGGGGGAAUCAAUGGACCGUGGGGUUGUGGGGUUGGGGAGCACGAAAAACCAGAGAGGGGCUAGAGCUCCACCUCCCCAGACCGCCGAGGGGGCGAGAGGGCAGGCCGGGGGCCUUGGUUGCCAUGGCUCCUGGUAGCGGAGCCCGGGGAGCUAAAGAUGCCAGUCACGGAUGGUCCCUUCUUCCUCUUUGUGCCUCUCUUUUUCUCUUGCUUUUUUUUUUUUUUUUUUUUUUUUGAGUGUGAGUGUGCGUGGGGAGGCAGCACGGAGAAAGUGAUUAAUUUGGAGAGCAGCGAUUGGAGCCGGGAGGCUGGGGAAAGCCAGCCCCUCCGUUCCCACUCUCCGGGCUCGCUGCGAGCCACAGUUUCUCAGCCAGGGACAGGGCUGGGGAAUUCCUGCGAAAAACCACAGGCCGGAGGAGCAGCAGCCGCGCGGGCCCAGAGUGCUGCUAAUUCCAUCCACUGAUCCCUUCUAAGGCCUGAUUUUCAGUCCUAGGAGCUCAGGUGCUGUAGACUGCAAAUCAUAAUCCUGUCUCAAUACUGCAAACAAAUCAUAGUGGAACUAAGGGGAACUUAAUUUACCGCUUCCAGGUUAACUAAGGUCUCAGCUUUAAACCAAAAGUGAGAGGAGACGUUAAGAUUUUCAUUCUUACUGGGUUGUCUUCUUCCUGAAGGGCAAUGGAGCCACUUUUACCUGGAAGAGGAUUAAUCGUAUCUCUAAUUUUCUUCCUGUUAAAAUUCUCAACAGCAAUUGAAAUACCACCUUCAGUUCAACAGGUUCCAACAAUCAUAAAACAGUCAAAAGUCCAAGUUGCCUUUCCCUUCGAUGAGUAUUUUCAAAUUGAAUGUGAAGCUAAAGGAAAUCCAGAACCAACAUUUACGUGGACUAAGGAUGGCAACCCUUUUUAUUUCACUGACCAUCGAAUAAUUACAUCUAACGAUUCAGGAACAUUCAGGAUCCCAAAUGAGGGGCACAUAUCUCACUUUCAAGGGAAAUACCGCUGCUUUGCUUCAAAUAAACUGGGAAUCGCUAUGUCAGAAGAAAUAGAAUUUAUAGUUCCAAGUGUUCCAAAAUUCCCAAAAGAAAAAAUUGACCCUCUUGAAGUGGAGGAGGGAGAUCCAAUUGUCCUCCCAUGCAAUCCUCCCAAAGGCCUCCCACCUUUACACAUUUAUUGGAUGAAUAUUGAAUUAGAACACAUCGAACAAGAUGAAAGAGUAUACAUGAGCCAAAAGGGAGAUCUAUACUUCGCAAACGUGGAAGAAAAAGACAGCCGCAAUGAUUACUGUUGCUUUGCUGCAUUUCCAAGAUUAAGGACUAUUGUACAGAAAAUGCCAAUGAAACUAACAGUUAACAGUUUAAAGCAUGCUAAUGACUCAAGUUCAUCCACAGAAAUUGGUUCCAAGGCAAAUUCCAUCAAGCAAAGAAAACCCAAACUGCUCUUGCCUCCCACUGAGAGUGGCAGUGAGUCUUCAAUUACCAUCCUCAAAGGGGAAACCUUGCUGCUUGAGUGUUUUGCUGAAGGCUUGCCAACGCCACAGGUUGAUUGGAACAAAAUUGGUGGUGACUUACCAAAGGGGAGAGAAACAAAAGAAAAUUAUGGCAAGACUUUGAAGAUAGAGAAUGUCUCCUACCAGGAUAAAGGAAAUUAUCGCUGCACAGCCAGCAAUUUCUUGGGAACAGCCACUCAUGAUUUUCAUGUUAUAGUAGAAGAGCCUCCUCGCUGGACAAAGAAGCCUCAGAGUGCUGUGUAUAGCACCGGAAGCAAUGGCAUCUUGUUAUGUGAGGCUGAAGGAGAACCUCAACCAACAAUCAAGUGGAGAGUCAAUGGCUCCCCAAUUGACAAUCAUCCAUUUGCUGGUGAUGUUGUCUUCCCCAGGGAAAUCAGUUUUACCAACCUUCAACCAAAUCAUACUGCUGUGUACCAGUGUGAAGCCUCAAAUGUCCAUGGAACUAUCCUUGCCAAUGCCAAUAUUGAUGUUGUGGAUGUCCGUCCAUUGAUACAAACCAAAGAUGGAGAAAAUUAUGCUACAGUGGUUGGGUACAAUGCUUUCUUACAUUGCGAGUUCUUUGCUUCACCUGAGGCAGUCGUGUCCUGGCAGAAGGUGGAAGAAGUGAAACCACUGGAGGGCAGGCAGUAUCAUAUCUAUGAAAAUGGCACAUUGCAGAUCAACAGAACCACCGAAGAUGAUGCUGGGUCAUACUCAUGUUGGGUAGAAAAUGCUAUAGGAAAAACUGCAGUCACAGCCAAUUUGGAUAUUAGAAAUGCUACAAAACUUAGAGUUUCUCCUAAGAAUCCUCGUAUCCCCAAAUUGCAUAUGCUUGAAUUACAUUGUGAAAGCAAAUGUGACUCACAUUUGAAACACAGUUUGAAAUUGUCCUGGAGUAAAGAUGGAGAAGCCUUUGAAAUUAAUGGCACAGAAGAUGGCAGGAUAAUUAUUGAUGGAGCUAAUUUGACCAUAUCUAAUGUAACUUUAGAGGACCAAGGUAUUUACUGCUGUUCAGCUCAUACUGCUCUAGACAGUGCUGCCGAUAUAACUCAAGUAACUGUUCUUGAUGUUCCGGAUCCACCAGAAAACCUUCACUUGUCUGAAAGACAGAACAGGAGUGUUCGGCUGACCUGGGAAGCUGGAGCUGACCACAAUAGCAAUAUUAGCGAGUAUAUUGUUGAAUUUGAAGGAAACAAAGAAGAGCCUGGAAGGUGGGAGGAACUGACCAGAGUCCAAGGAAAGAAAACCACAGUUAUCUUACCUUUGGCUCCAUUUGUGAGAUACCAGUUCAGGGUCAUAGCCGUGAAUGAAGUAGGGAGAAGUCAACCUAGCCAGCCAUCAGACCAUCAUGAAACACCACCAGCAGCUCCAGAUAGGAAUCCACAAAACAUAAGGGUUCAAGCCUCUCAACCCAAGGAAAUGAUUAUAAAGUGGGAGCCUUUGAAAUCCAUGGAGCAGAAUGGACCAGGCCUAGAGUACAGAGUGACCUGGAAGCCACAGGGAGCCCCAGUGGAGUGGGAAGAAGAAACAGUCACAAACCACACAUUGCGGGUGAUGACGCCUGCUGUCUAUGCCCCUUAUGAUGUCAAGGUCCAGGCUAUCAAUCAACUAGGAUCUGGGCCUGAGCCUCAGUCAGUGACUCUCUAUUCUGGAGAAGACUAUCCUGAUACAGCUCCAGUGAUCCAUGGGGUGGACGUUAUAAACAGUACAUUAGUUAAAGUUACCUGGUCAACAAUUCCAAAGGACAGAGUACAUGGACGUCUGAAAGGCUAUCAGAUAAAUUGGUGGAAAACAAAAAGUCUGUUGGAUGGAAGAACACAUCCCAAAGAAGUGAACAUUCUAAGAUUUUCCGGACAAAGAAACUCUGGAAUGGUUCCUUCCUUAGAUGCCUUUAGUGAAUUUCAUUUAACAGUCUUAGCCUAUAACUCUAAAGGAGCUGGUCCUGAAAGUGAGCCUUAUGUAUUUCAAACACCAGAAGGAGUACCUGAACGGCCAACUUUUCUCAAGGUCAUCAAAGUCGAUAAAGACACUGCCACUUUAUCUUGGGGACUACCUAAGAAAUUAAAUGGAAACUUAACUGGCUAUCUUUUGCAAUAUCAGAUAAUAAAUGACACCUACGAGAUUGGAGAAUUAAAUGAUAUUAACAUUACAACUCCAUCAAAGCCCAGCUGGCACCUCUCAAACCUCAGUGCAACUACCAAGUACAAAUUCUACUUGAGGGCUUGCACUUCACAGGGCUGUGGAAAACCGAUCACGGAGGAAAGCUCCACCUUAGGAGAAGGGAGUAAAGGUAUCGGGAAGAUAUCAGAAGGAGUAAAUCUUACUCAAAAGACUCACCCAAUAGAGGUAUUUGAGCCGGGAGCUGAACAUAUAGUUCGCCUAAUGACUAAGAAUUGGGGUGAUAACGAUAGCAUUUUUCAAGAUGUAAUUGAGACAAGAGGGAGAGAAUAUGCUGGUUUAUAUGAUGACAUCUCCACUCAAGGCUGGUUUAUUGGACUGAUGUGUGCGAUUGCUCUUCUCACGCUAGUAUUGUUAACUGUUUGCUUUGUGAAGAGAAAUAGAGGUGGAAAGUACUCAGUUAAAGAAAAGGAAGAUUUGCAUCCAGACCCAGAAAUUCAGUCAGUAAAAGAUGAAACCUUUGGUGAAUACAGUGACAGUGAUGAAAAACCUCUCAAAGGAAGCCUUCGGUCCCUUAAUAGGGAUAUGCAGCCUACUGAAAGUGCUGACAGCUUAGUCGAUUAUGGAGAGGGAGACCAUGGUCUAUUCAAUGAAGAUGGAUCAUUUAUUGGUGCCUACGCUGGAUCUAAGGAGAAGGGAUCAGUUGAAAGCAAUGGAAGUUCUACAGCAACUUUUCCCCUUCGGGCAUAAACACAACAUAUGUAAGCAACACUACUGGUUCACCCCAACCUUCCAUAUUUAUCUGUUCAAGGGAGCAAGAACUUUCAUAUAGGAAUAGAAACAUGCUGGCUGAAGAUUUCAUCCAGAAGUCAACAUCCUGCAGUUAUGUUGAAAAAAGUAGCACUGCCUUCAAAAUAUAAAAUGCCAAGCACUUCAGGCCUAUGUUUUGCUUUUAUUGUUUUCAGGUGCUCAAAAUGCAAAACACAAAACAAAUCCUGCAUUUAGAUACACCUCAACUAAAUCCAAAGUCCCCAUUCAGUAUAUUCCAUAUUUGCCUGAUUUUACUAUUCAGUGUGCUUGCAUAGAUGUUGCUACUUUGUGGGUUUCUCUUGGUAUGCACAUUGGUAUACAGUCCCUUUGAACUGGCUUGGUGACUUUGCUUCACUACAGGUUAAAAGACCAUAAGCAAACUGGUUAUUUAAGACGUAAAAAGGAAUAUGAAUGUCUUAUUAAAACACUUCAUUGAAAAUCUACAGUCUAAAUUUAUUAUUUAAAUUUUAGUAGCAAAAGUCUUAGGUGAACAAUCAACUAGUAUUUAUUGAGCUCCUAUUUGUCCAGAGAUGGUCAUAUUUAAACAGAAGUAUAUGUUUUUCAGUUUCAACAUGAAUUUUUUUACUUCUGUCAGUUAUGAUAUCCACGAGCAUCACUUUUUGUGUCUGUGUUUUUUUUUUUCUCUUGGACUAAAUUCAGCUGCAUGGAAGCGGUGUUCAGAAGGUUGUUUUAUACAAGAACAGGCAGAAAGUGCCCAUUGUUCAGGAUUCUAAUAGCUACAUCUACUUAAUAUCUUCAUUUCUAAAUUGGCUGCUUUUACCUUUUUCCUAUGUUUAUAUAAUGGUAUGCUUGCAUAUAUUUCAUGAAUACAUUGUACAUAUUAUGUUAAUAUUUACACAAUUUAAAAUAUAGAUGUGUUUUAUUUUGAAGUGAGAAAAUGAACGUUAACAGGCAUGUUUGUACAGCUAGAAUAUAUUAGUAAGAUACUGUUUUUCAUCAUUCCAGAGCUACAACUAAUAACACGAGGUUCCAAAGCUGAAGACGUUGUAUAAAGCAUUUGGAUUUUGUUCUUAUAUUGCUUUCUUUCAACAGUUUCAAAAUAAAACAUCAUAUAAAUAUUGAGGGAAAUGUUUUCAUACUUUUCAAAAUAGGUUUUUAUUGUUGAAUGUACAUCUACCCCUGCCCCUCAAAAGAAAAACUGUUUACAUAGAAAUUCCUACAUGUACGUUUGUGUAUAUGGUAUUUUAAACAUCUUUGUGGUGAGAAUUUUUUUCCCUAUAUUCUCCUUCUGUCAAAGUCAGUACAAAUUCAGGGAAUUUAUUUUCUGGCAGUUGUGCUCCAGUCCUUUUAAAAUUGUACAUGAACCUGUUUUAAAAACAACGUGGAGGAUGAUGCAUACAUGUCAGUCAAGUUCAGCGCUCGACAUUUUAUGGAAAGAUUUUUUUAACCUUACCAUGAAAUGCUUAACUACUCUUUUAGUGAAAUUGACUUAUUUUACUUUAGUUUUUGAACUGUGAUUAUUGGUAUACUGUUAUAUCCUCAACUUGGAUUUAUGAUAACCCUUUAUAUUUCAUGGAGACCAAAAUUUGGGGUAUUUAUAAUAGUCAGCACAGGAAUGCACAUGGAAUAUCUACUUGUCUUUUUGAACCUCACGUGUCCUUCAAAAUGUAUAGACAGGAAAAGCACGACUUAUUUAAAACUGUAGUUUAUGGGCUCAGGAUUUGAUCACAGUCCUGGGAGUAAGCAUUUCAAUGGGGGAAGGCAGUGUGGUCUCUACCCUGUGUGAAUGUGAGGAUGUAGACAUCCAUCCGUGCAACUCGAGUUCCAUCCUCAUCUGAUUUCUAAGGUUCCAAUGUUCUGGAGGAACAGUCAUCAUGUUUUGAUUUAUCUGGGAGAAAAUUGUGGUGCACAGCUACCGAGGAGGGCAAGGUUGUGACGUUCACGUUUAGUUCUGGUACUAUUCUGUCUCCUCUUCUUUGUCAUCAGCCCAAACCUGGUUUUUAAAGAGAGUGAUGCAGGUUAGAAAUAAUGUCAAAAAUAUUUGGGAAUUUAAUACCUUUAAGUCAGAAACUAAAGCAAAUACUGAAAUAUUAGCUCUUCCUACACUUCGUGUUCCCUUUUAGCUGCCUGAAAAUCAAGAUUGUUCCUACUCAGAUCUUCUGAGUGACUAAAACUUACGGAUAUGAAUAAUGAGGUUGAAUGAUGACUAUGUUUUGCUAUCAUUGUUACCUUUCCUCAAUACUGUUUGGCUACUACUGGGACUCUUCAGCACAAAAGGAACAGAUCUAUGAUUGACCCUGAUUUUAAUUGUGAAAUUAUAUGAUUCAUAUAUUUUAUGAAUCAGAAUAACUUUCAGAUAAAAUAAAUCCAAGUAGGUUAAAAUGGAUUUCAUGACUUUCCCUCAGAAAAUGAGUAACGGAGUCCACGAUGUGCAAUGGUAAUUAUACAUUGGUGAUGCUUGUUUGCAAAAUGCCCACUAGUGAUAAGGCAACAGCCAAUAUUUAGAACUUUGUUCGUUACUGGCUUUACACUAACUUUCUCUAGUCUACUGUCAAUAUUAUUUUAAUGUAAUUGAUUGUAUAUAGUCUCAAGAAUGGUUGGUGGGCAUGAGUUCAUAGAGAACUGUGCAAGGGUUGGGAAAAUCCAAAUUCUCUUCCUGGUUCCAGCACUGAUUUUGUACAUAAACAUUAGGCAGGUUGCUUAACCUUUUUAUUUCAAACUCUCUCAACUCGAAAGUGCUAAUAAUAAUCUCAGUUACCUUAUCUUUGUCACAGGGUGUUCUUUUUUAUGAAGAAAAAUUUGAAAAUCAUAAAAGCUAAGAUGCCUUCUCACUUCAUAAGCAAACCUUUAACUAAUUAUGUAUCUAAAAGUCACCCCCACAUACCAACUCAAGUUUUUUCCUGUGAACACAUAAAUAUAUUUUUAUAGAAAAACAAAUCUACAUAAAAUAAAUCUACUGUUUAGUGAGCAGUUUGAUUUGUACAUGCCAUUGAAAAUUAUUAAUCAGAAGAAAAUUAAGCAGGGUCUUUGCUAUAUGAAAGUGUUUUCCACUAAUUUUGCGUGCGUAUUUAUAAGAAAAAUGUGAAUUUGGUGGUUUUAUUCUAUCGGUAUAAAGGCAUCGAUAUUUUAGAUGCACCCAUGUUUGUAAAAAUGUAGAGCACAAUGGAAUUAUGCUGGAAGUCUCAAAUAAUAUUUUUUUCCUAUUUUAUACUCAUGGAAGAGAUAAGCUAAAGAGGGGACAAUAAUGAGAAAUGUUGGUGUGCUUUUCUAAGCAUUUAAAACAUAAUUGCCAAUUGAAACCCUAAAUAUGUUUACAUACCAUUAAGAUAUGAUUCACGUAACAAUGUUAAAUUGAUUAUAAUGGGAUUGGGUUUGUUAUCUGUGGUAGUAUAUAUCCUAGUGUUCCUAUAGUGAAAUAAGUAGGGUUGAGCCAAAGCUUUCUUUGUUUUGUACCUUAAAUUGUUCGAUUAUGUCAUCAAAAGAGAUGAAAGGUAUGUAGAACAGGUUCACCUGAUUACCUUUUUCUUUUGGCUUGGAUUAAUAUUCAUAGUAGAACUUUAUAAAACGUGUUUGUAUUGUAGAUGGUGUUCGUAUUAUGCUUAUGACUAUGUAUGGUUUGAAAAUAUUUUCAUUAUACAUGAAAUUCAACUUUCCAAAUAAAAGUUCUACUUCAUGCAAUCCAAAAA